AUGGCGAAGGCGGUAAGAAAGCGAGGGGUUAGCUCGCAAUCGAAAGCCCAACCCAUUUAUGAGGAUAGUUCGAUUCCACAAAUACAGCAAUUUCAAGAUGUAAUAGACCUUCAGAAAGCCGAAUUUGAGUCGAUCAAAUGCAAUUACAUGCAGCAAAACUGCCAUCUGGCUAAAUCCAAUAGUAAUCUUCUAAUUAAACUGAGAGAUAUGGAAAAAAAUGUCAGCGAGAUGGUUCAAGAAAAUGUGAUACUACGGUCUAAGCUAUCGAUGAACGAGCUGAGAUACAAAGAGAAACUAAAUGAGCAUAUUCAGCUGAUGGAAAAGGGGGUUUUCCAGAGGUUUGAAGAGAUUUUUCAUAUUUUUGGAUCAAUUAGACGACGCGAAGGCCUGGAACAUACACCACAGAGUCAUCUAGAGUAUCGCAAUAUGAUUAAUGAGCCGAGAUCGAUACUGAAAAGGAGUAGACCUUCUUCUUCAGGAAGCAGAAGGACGUCGAAACAAGCUAGCAUUACAUUUAAUGAGGAUGAAAAUCAGGUAAUUCCAUUUAACGAGCAGGACUCCGUAUGCCAGACUGAGCAAGCAGGUGAGGAUGCCGCGAGCCCUCGCUCAAAAAAGAGACGCAGGAAUUCAAGAAGGGAGUCUCUUUUCAUUCCCGCUGAUUUUGAGCUUUCAGACGAUACCAUUGAUCGACAAGCUGACGUUGGCUUAGAUGCAAAAAAAACAGAUCAAACUGAGGAGCCAACUGAGGAGCGUGUGGAUGAGGAACAAACUUUAGAUAAGAGACAACUGGAGGCGGAAAUUGACGAUUCUUGUAAUUUUACAAAUUCCAUAAUUGAAUAUUCGAUACCCGAAGAAAUACCAGACAAUACCAAGCAUCAACCGUCUGAUAGUAAUACUAGUAAGUUGGAUGUUUACAAAGACAUAAGACAAGAAAGCACGAGUCAUCAGUCAAGCUUACUUCAAAAUUUCGCGCCGUCUUAUGAACUUUUCAGUAAUCGUAGCCCCAACUCUUCCGCUCAACAACCUUUUCUUCCAAUUCCAAUAUCAUCUCAAAAGAAGAUUAAACAUUCGAUGAAACCUCGCACCAACCAGAAAAAAAUGGUUGACGAAGUGAUGCCCUUAACAGCGGAUGCAAGCAAAUCACUGGUGAAUAACCCUAGAGCACGCAGGACACGGGGAAAAGCUGUUAACUACACUUUACCCUCUUUAAGGGCAAAGAUGAGGCGGCCAACUGAGAAAUUGGUCGAUGCUACCACAGUAACUGAUAUUCAUGAUCUUCAGGUAGGCAGUGGCCGAAGCAGUCGUUCGAAAUCAAGGGACAGUACACCAGAUGCUCAUAGUAGAGAGCAAUCGGUGAUGGGGGAUAAGACACCUUUAUCGCCUCACGUAGAGCAGCAAAAUCGAGGAAAUCAUACGAAGGAAGUCAACGAUGGUGACGCGGAACAGAAACCCACCACUCCAUCUGUCUCUAACGAGAAGGCGCCAGGCCAAUUGCCAUCUUCCGUGAACUUCAAGCAAAUUCCGCUAAAAGAUAUUACCAAUAAAGCUCAGCUAAAAUCUCUGAAAACGAAAAAGCUAUUCAAAAAACCCAUUGUUGGUGAUAUAGGGGAUGAAAACAGCUGUGAGCAUGACGAAAUACGCGGCCAUCGUGACACUUUUAGAGUCAAUGAGAAUGAUCUUUCAGUAUUUGAUUUGCUAGAUGAUUUGAAAGGUAAUACUGCAACAAAAACUCAUCGCGCAAAAGCAAAACAAGAUAUUGAAAAACGGGGCAGAAGGCCAUCUUUUAAAUUAUGA
Lachancea fermentati is the source of this 1794-nucleotide messenger RNA. The record is from the annotation of a GenBank genome assembly. Lineage: Eukaryota; Fungi; Ascomycota; Saccharomycetes; Saccharomycetales; Saccharomycetaceae.